Molecule: messenger RNA, 1080 nt
Organism: Rotaria socialis
Lineage: Eukaryota; Metazoa; Rotifera; Eurotatoria; Philodinida; Philodinidae
Source: the annotation of a GenBank genome assembly
AUGAUAAAUAAUCUCAAAUCUUCAUCUGUAUUCAGAGAAGGACAACAACAAACGAAACCGAUCCGUCAUUUUCUUCGUAAAUUUCAAAAUGAUUGGUCAAUGGAUUUUUCUGCUAUGCUCGCAUAUAAUUUAUUGAUUACUCUGCUUCCAAUAGCUGUUGCAUUAUUUGGAAUUUUGGGCUUAAUUUUAAAAAAUUAUCCUGUUGCACAGAAUGAAAUCAAAGAUAAAAUUAUUCAUUUGUUUCCAGCUGAUAAUACUACACAAACUGGAAUGAAACAAGUAGUGGAUCUUGCAUUUAAUCAAUUAUCAAAAGAUGCUGGCUUAAUCUUAGCUAUUGGAAUCUUUUUUGCAUUGUUUGGUUCGUCUCGAUUAUUUAUUGCUAUUGAUAAAUGUAUGACGAUUGUCUAUCGUUUACCUCAAAGAACAUUUCUACGACAAAAUACAUUAGCUUUUGGAAUGCUUUUUCUAUUUAUUACAAUUAUUCCAGUGAUGCUUGCGGCUAGUUCUGCUCCGUCAGUUUUAAUAAGUAUUAUUCCAGGUGGUGGUAGUCGUUUUGGAACAUUUUUUGUUGGAAUAAUUUUUUCAUUAACAGUAGCAUUUAUUCUCUUUGAAAGUAUUUAUUGGCUUAUACCGAAUAAAAAAAUGUCAUUUAAAGUCACAUGGUGUGGAGCAUUGGUCGCUGCUUGUACACUUGAAGUGUUCAUUAUUUUGUUUCCAUUAUAUGUACGACGAUUCAUGGGAAAUUACGCAGGACAAAUUGGCUUUGCAGUCAUUCUUCUUCUGUUCUUUUAUUAUUUUGCUACAAUUCUUAUUUUGGGUGCACAAAUUAAUGCAUUCUUUUUUGAUCAUUAUAAGCCAUUAGUAGAAGGAUUGGGUACAUAUAUAAGUCAAAUGCAUCAAGAACACGGCGUUGGAGAUAUAAAUAGACCUUUGUGCGACACUGAAACUGAUAAAUCUCAUCAUUUACCAACAACAACAUCUGAUCAAUCAUCGGAUAGAAAGCUAUGGUGGCAUAAGUUAUGGUCAUCAAAAAAUGCUUCGGUAACGAAACAAGAAGAAGAACAAAACAAUAUGCUUUGA